AUGAAAUCUGUUAUUGAAGUAAGCAAUAACUUUCAAAUUAAGAAUUCAAUAACAAACUUUAAAGAAUUGGCCCUUGAUGACGUUGCAAAUUUUUUGAAUACGGUCCAUGGACUCGAAGAUUUAUUCGACGAUGGCAUUUUGAGAAAUUUAAUUGCAGAAUUCGGUGACAAGAGAUGCUACUGUUCAGUAAAUUGGAAGUCUCAAGGUGCCGGCGGCUUUGGCCUUUUAAAUGAUGUGGUUAAUGAUUUCUUUAGUGCCUUAAAAGCAUUAAAAAAUGGUGGUUUGAACUUAGAAAAUCUUUACUUAAUGGGAUAUUCAGAGGGCGCUCUCGUUGCUGAACUUGUAGCUCAGGCCUUAAAUGAAUCAGAUUGA
Arctia plantaginis is the source of this 372-nucleotide messenger RNA. NCBI's taxonomy places the organism in Eukaryota, Metazoa, Arthropoda, Insecta, Lepidoptera, Erebidae. The record is from the annotation of a GenBank genome assembly.